ACCACAGCACCCAAGGCUAUACAGCACCUCUCAACACGUGCUCAAAACCUGAUCAAAACACUCAUGCACGGUGUAAAGUGUGUUAUCGAGGGCAGUUAGGGGUUACACUACGUACUUAGAACCGUGAUUCUGUUGAGGACGCGCCCUAACAACAACAACAAUGACUCUGUAGAGGUGCUGCUAUAACUUAUAUCUUGCCGUUAUAUCAGGGCAUGCCUCGUAUCAGGGCAUAUAUAAUAUCAGUUAUAUGCUAUAUAGCAUCGAGAGGCGCGCUGCUACAUUGGUGCAAAUCCACCUAUUUUGAUUUGAGAGUCAUCACUUGUAAUUACAAAGAUUGGGUCAAGGUUUGAUUCAGAUUUGGCUCCUGCUGGGAAAAUUGGAAUGGAAGGCACACCAACAAAUGUUAUCAAGCAGUUAAGCUUUAUGGAUGAUUCCCAUGUUGAGAAGCUGCUAAUGAAUCAGCAAGAUGCUUUGUUGAUUACUUAUGAUGGCAGAUCGCUGCUGCACCACGCCAUCCUGUCCGGCAACCUGGCCGUUGUGGGUGCCAUUCUUCAGCGAGGUGGAUUCUCCGAUGAGCCGGACUCAGAAGGUCAGACGCCACUGCUGGCGGCGUGUCAGCGCGGUCAGCUGUGGCCGGUACACCAGCUGCUGGCGGCCGGCGCCGACGGCAGUGUCAGGGACGCCAGCGGAGCCGGCUGCGCGCACGCCGCCGCCGCCGCUGGCCAGCUCACGGUGCUCCAGUACCUGGGCGAAGUAGUUGGGUUCUCCCUGUCGGACCCCGAUGACGACGGCAGGACGCCACUGAUGGUGGCUGCGGCCGGAGGACACGCGGCUGCCGUCAAAUAUCUGAUCGAACAGGCCAGGCCGUCACUGCUGUCCGCGGACGCCGGCGGCCGGACGGCCCUGCACCUGGCUGCCGCUGCCGGCCAUCAGCACGUCUGCUGGCUGCUGGUGACCAGCGGCUCGGCCGAGCUGCUGACCGCUGCGGACGCCGAGGGGCGCGCGCCGCACCAGCUGCCGUCCGUCUCCAGAUCGCCAUGUGGUCGGAUGCUCUCCGACCUGUACCGGCGUCAGGCGGCCGGCCGCGGCCCGCCGUCCGUGCGGCCAGCGCAGCUCUGGAGCCUGCUGAGGCCGGCAGUCACCUACGCGGCGGCGCUGGCGGCCUGCUCGCUGGGGCCGGACGACUGGGCGCCUCUGCUGAACCCGGCACUGAUGCUGACUGCCCUGAUCACCCUGCGCGGCCAGGGUCACCGGCUCAGCCACCCCAGCCGCGCUCCCAGCUGGUUCGCCUUGGGCUUGGUGCUGACACUUCUGGGCGCAUCGGUCGCCUGCGUUCUGCUCUACAUGCAAACUCACGCUCUGGUGCCGCUGUACGUCACCGGCCUGUCCGGCGUGGUACUGACUGCCUUCGUGGUCACCUUUCAUCGGGCGGUGACGGCCGCCCCGGGACUGCUGCCGCCGACCGAUCGCCUGGCCGACACUCUGCGAACGGCGGCGGCCACACCCACCGGUCAGCUCAGCUACUGCCCCCACUGCCAGGUGGUGCUGGCGAUGCCGGACCGGCACUGUCGGCUGUGCGCCCGCUGCGUCCGCGACUACGACCACCACUGUCUGUACAUCAUCAACUGUGUGGCGGCGGCCAACCGGCGCGUCUAUCUGCGCUGCCUGCUGGCGGGAACCGUCGGCUGCCUCACCUUCCUCGGCCACGCGUGGGCCUACCUGGUGCGGACGGAGCCGGUGGUCGGCCGCUGGCCGCCGCGGCUCGCCGGCUGCGACAUCUACAUGGGCACCUGCGUGCUCGGCCAGGCGGCGGCGCUGCUGCUGCUGCGCUCGCUGCUCUCGCACGAGCUGACCUACCUGUGGCGCGCGCUGCCGGGCGCCGGCUACCGGAAACUGGCGCAGAUGGCACGGUUCGUGGCUGGCGGCACUUUGGCACCGGCCCGCCGCGACUUCAUGCAAUGCUGAUGCCGCCCACGCGCUGUCGUUGAUGGAUGUGGUGUGAUACGUCUGUGAUGUGAUGUGAUCGAUGCACGUCAUUGACUGUGCAAGUGCUUGCCGGCUGACGGCAACCGCUCGUGAUUGUGGGCCGAUCAGUUUCCCUCUCUAGCAUUUCAGGAGGAUGGAAUGUAAAUGACAGUCAUUGUUAACACGUGACGUGUUUUAUGUUGGUAUUGUAUGUCGAUCGCGUGCCUGCCAUCACUGAAUUGUGAUUAAUUUGUGAUCGAAUUUCCGGGCAAAUCAGGAUUAUUAUUCUUAUAAAUAUUAAUUAGAGCUUCUUUCACCUGAAGUAUGAACACCUGCAUUGAUAUAGAGGUAUUUUAGGCGUUUGUAUAGCUUAUGCAUGCAUUUCAGUUUUUAUAUGUCGAUAGUGUCUUGUUUGCGUUUUUUAACCUUCUUGCACAUUUUUCCAGUUCCACCAUCGGCACAAGAGAUUUUUUUUUUGUUUAAUAGUUAAAACACUAUUUGUUAGAAUUGUGUUUUUAAAUUAGAAAAGCAAACUUGAGUUCUUGGACAUUUUAGCAAAAGCUGCCUGACAGCUGCUUUUUUGAACUGUGUUCUAUCAAGUGUAGUGAAAUGCAAUUGGGUGUAAUGACGUCGGGAUCAAUGCGGCCCGAGCGCCCUACCCUCGACAAAGUGGAAAGCUUUUUGAUUUAUUCGUAUGAAUCGUUCGACAGCAGUGUUUCAAACAUGUCGCAUCACAUACAUAAUGAGGCUUCUUGAAGAAAGUUGUAAAGUUUACGUACACUGCCGGUUGCUUCGAUCUGCAACUGAUGAACUUUAAGCGCUUAGAAACCUACGCACUCGUUGCUGUUGUACUAUGGACUUGCUAUGGACAUUGCAGUAUUAGCAUGCUAAUCAUUGUGCCUUUGCUAUUGUGGAUCAUUGAUGUGCCAUGUUGUCGUCACUUUCAGUAACCGUCUGUGAUACUUCUGGUGUGAACAUAGUUCAACAUGUUUGAUUUUGCAUGAGUCACUCGGGACAGAAAUUCAACUAGCACUGCCAACUGUCAACUUGUCUGUCGUGUGUUUGCAUGUUCAGAUGUUCACAUGGUAUUAUUAACUACUUCUAUUCGAUAUCGUGAAUGCAAUCAUCACGCCAUGUAAAAGUACGAAGAUAAUAUACAGGGUGUUGCAGGUAAAUUGGGAAUUUUCAAACCUAAUUUCAACAUGCUAUUAAUACGGUGAAUGAAAACAUAGAAAGUUGAAACUUCGCACGUGUAUUGUGUCAUGUACGCACAGCCUUGUCACUCGAUGUGACCGCCGUCGGCGUCCCGCACCCUCUCGAGACGGCGCCGGAAAGCGGAGCACGCGCGCCGGGCCUCGUCCUGGUCAAUGGUGCUGACUGCCUUCCUGAUGGCCUUCUUCAGGUCAGAAACGUUGGCAUGAGUGGUCGAGUUGGACUUUUGUUCUACCACGCCCCACAUCCAGAAGUCGCAUGGAUUCAAGUCAGGCGAGUUGGAGGGCCAUAUGUCCUUGGGUACAUAAAGGGGGAUCCUCUGGCUCAGGAAAUCUUGCACCCUCUGGGAAGCAUGUGCUGGGGCGGAGUCUUGCACCAGCAUGACUUUGCUCAGGUCAUAGUAUUUCAUCAUCCAGGGGAUGAGAGACUCCUUCAGGAUGGUCAAAUACGCGUCAGUGUCGAUCAUCACACCAGCAGGUAUGAAAUGGGGCGGCAUUAUGCGGCCAUCACUUGCGACGGCCCCGAAUACCAUCACUGAUGCCGGAUUUUUGCCUUUCAUCACGGGAGCCACUUCAUCAGGGCUGUAGGCGAUAGCCCGCGAGUUCCGGCGGUUGGCGACCUCUUCUACGAUGAACUUUUUCUCAUCGACAAAUACCCUGACGUCACUCCCGAGGUGCUUGAGGAGAUUGAGGACCUUCGGUGCCCUCUCCCUUCGCAUCGCCCUUGCUGGUUCGGUCAGGAGGCUUCGUCGUUUUCUGGUAAACGACUUCAUCCCGAGGUCCUCUCUCACGGCUCUGCUGAUGGUGCUCUUGCUCACGUGACGGGCACGCGCAAGCUUGUUCAUCGAGGUCCUCGGUUUGGCCUGAAUCGAGCGUUUCAAGCCGCUCAGGAAUGUUGGUGUCCGUUUUCGGUCACUGCGAGGUGUGUGAGAACGUCGAGCGACAUCCCCUCCAGCUCCUACGGUCGCGAUAGUUCGGUACACGGUAGACUUUGGGUACCCAGUUAAACUUAUUAUGUCCUUCGCGCUCUGUCCGGCGCGAACUAACUCACCAAUCGUUUCCCUCCGACGCUGCUCCAUGACUGCGCGAUAUGUUAGGAUUAAAAUUUCAAUAUCAAAUGAAAAACAAUUGUUGAAAUUAUAUUGUGUCAAAUUUCCAUGAUGUUCCUCCGCAUAGCAAUUUUUUUGUAAGGUCAUGAACUUAGUCCCAAUUUACCUGCAACACCCUGUAGUGGUGUGAUGUCUCGCACAUUUAAUCGCCUUAUGCUCAGUCGAUUUUAGCGCUAUUCACCAUUCCGGUUGGUGUUAACGUGAAAUGAAAUAAAUAAAAUGUGAAAUCGC
Amphibalanus amphitrite is the source of this 4516-nucleotide messenger RNA. RefSeq names its product palmitoyltransferase AKR1-like. Lineage: Eukaryota; Metazoa; Arthropoda; Thecostraca; Balanomorpha; Balanidae. The transcript is spliced from 10 exons. Gene Ontology annotation, molecular function: protein binding; palmitoyltransferase activity. The record is from RefSeq and is a predicted model, not a curated record. The coding region runs from base 382 to 1965 and encodes 527 amino acids.